AUGGAGAGGGUACAGUUCCAGCAGGAGCAGAUGCUCGAUGAGCUGAAGGAUUUGGUGGAGAAGGGGUUGUUUACGGAGAAAGAGACCAAGCAAAUCAUGAAGAAGCGGACAGGGUUCGAGACGGCCCUCGUACGUCGUGUGGCGAGGAAGGAAGACUUCCUGCGGUAUGCGUCGUACGAGAUGGGCCUGGAGCAGCUGAGGCGAAAGAGAGUGGAGAGGUUGAAGCUGCCUCGGGGCCCAGCAACGGUGUCAGACUACGCACUUGUUCGCCGGCAGUUCCAGAUCUUCGAACGGGCGGUGAAGAAGUUCAAAUCGGAUGUCGGACUGUGGCUGCAGUACAUCCAGGUCGCGAAGAAAGAGGGUGCACGCGCGCUGGUGGGGAGGAUAACUGCAAGAGCGCUGCAGCUCCACCCAAACAAUACGUCGCUGUACAUCCUGGCGGCGAUGCAUGAGCUGGACCACCACUCGCCGUCGGCGGCACGGACGCUGCUGCAGCGAGGGAUCAGGCUGAACCCGGAGCGCAUCGACAUGUGGACGGAAUACGUAAAGAUGGAGCUUGGGUUCGUCGAGAGGCUCCGGCGGCGGUGGGACGUCCUCGGGAUCAAGGUGUCAAGUUCCGGAGAAAGUAGAGGGCUUCGCGAUACGAGCCAAGCAAUCAUGGGUGGAAGGAUGGGGGAAGAAGAGGAGGGAGAAGAGGACGGGGUGGAGGCAGAGUAUGGAGGGGAUGCUGGUGCAGAUGCGCGGCGACAGGUGAUGGAAGGGGCGAUUGUGGAAUCAGUGAUCUCGAACGCGGCGAAAGCGAUCCCGCGGGUGGAGCUGUUUGGAUCGAUCAAGGAAAUGAUAUCGGGGUAUCCUUCGCCGGAGAGUCUGCGGAGGAAGGUGUUGGAACACCUGCACGAGGAGCUUCGACGGGCCCUGCCUGACGACGCUACUGCGGUGGUACUCUAUGCCUGCCGGUUUCUGGCCCGGGGCCAAAGUAGGAAGGAGGCGGUGGAGGGGCUCCGGCGGGCGAACGAGGAGCUGCUUGCGCGGGUGCAGGCCGAGGGGCGGACGUCGGAGGCGCUGUGUGAGGGGUACGCCAAGUUUGUGGAAGAGCAGUGGACGGAUGAAAGCCUGACUGCUGGGGCAGACCCCAUCGGCAUGAGGGCACGUGUCGAGACUACGGUGGACGCAUGCGGUGCAGGGCAGCCAUCACAUGCGGUGUCCGGAUUUGGGCAGGAUCUGGGCGAAACGAGUGCACACUCCCCUCCCUUUUCUUCUUCUCCCAUCCCCGAGCUCCUCCCUCCCCUCCCCCCACCCUCGACCGGGCGUCGUGUCCCCCCGCUCCCCCCUGCAUGCAUCCCGGCCCAACCCAGCUCAGACUCAAAGCCGGUCUCGUCUGAACGGACCCGAACGCAGCGCGCGCACGCCCCAGCUGCCCCGACGCUAAUGUUGCAGCACCAGGCCAACCCCCCGCCGCUCUCGCUCCAGUCCCAACGGAUAUCCGAAACACAACCAACGGACACCGACUUCUUCCGCCCUAAUGAUCUCCCACAACGCCCCCUCAAACUCUCCCCCUCCCAGCAGCAGAUCCUCCACUCUGCUGCCCUGCUGAACCGCAGGCGCCUCAAGAAGGACAUCAUCCCCGCCCGCCAACACAUCAGCACCCCUCCCCUCUCUAUUUCAACUAAUCUUUCUUCUUCUUCUCCUUCUUCUUCUCCUGCCACUACCUCUGCAAAGCUUCCCCGAACCCCUUACAUCUCGUCCCGCCAGCUCCACUCUUCCAGCCCCGUACCAUUCCCCAACCAGCCCCCAGCAGCCGCCCCCAAGUCUUCUACAUCCUCUAUCGGCUCUCAGGCCCUGCACGAUGUCCUCGCCCCAGGAGAUAUCGUGGGAGAAGGGUUCUACCUACAAGGCGAACCCAUCCGCAUUGUCUCCACUGACAUGCCCCCCUCCCCAGUGCCCAAUCUCGAGUUCGAGGUCAUCAAGCAGCUCGGUACCGGGAGCUACGCAGUCGUUUAUCUCGUACAAGAGGUCCUCUCACGUCCAGCCCCCUCCGAAGAUGGUCACAUGUCAACAAUCGGUGCAAUGGAACUAGAUAACAGGUCCCUCAACUCGACCACCGCACAAACCGUCUACGGCAGAAAGUAUGCUAUCAAGUGCUUAUCCAAGGCUGACCUCGACGAAGAGGCUCUAGCUAUUCAAUUGUCCGAGGUUACUAUUCAUCAGUCACUGCACCACCAUCCCAAUAUCGUCUCCCUUCAUCGCACUUUCGAAACUUCUGCUUUUUUGCUUUUGCUUUUGGAAUACGUCCCCGGCGAGGACUUGUUCUACUUCCUCGAACAAGCCCGCGACCAUUAUGAUCUGGAAACUUCCCAGCCCACCGACUCGUCAGUCUCCAACUCCCACACUCCCCCGACUCCUAGCUUGCUUUCAAACUUGCACCCGUCUCAACUGCUGUCCCGCACCCGCCUCCGCCUCAUCUCCUCCAUGUUCUCCCAGAUGUGCGACGCCGUGGCGGCGUGCCAUUCCCAGCAGGUCUUUCAUCGUGAUAUAAAGCCCGAGAACUUCAUUGUCACCGAUGGUGCUUUCACAACGCCUGAUGGUCGGCUCGAGCGCAAGGUCGUCGUCAAGCUGUCCGACUUUGGACUCUCCACUACCGACCUAGAGUCCUCUGAUAUGGAUUGCGGAAGCGCCCCUUACAUGAGCUACGAAUGCAGGAACAAUGUUGCUCCAACUUAUCGUCCACGGGCGGCAGAUGUCUGGUCUCUGGGCAUCGUCUUGAUCAACAUGCUGUAUCACUGCAAUCCAUGGACCGACACUGCACAAGGCGCCUGCUCCUCUUUCGACGUCUACUUGCGCGAUCCGAUCAACUUUUUCAUGCAGCGCUUCACAGGCAUGACCAGGCCAGUCGCUGAGGUCCUCGCCACUAGGAUCUUCUGCAUCCUUGACGACCCUCACGAUGACUCCUCCCGCAUGACUGCCGCAGAGUUUGGAACCUGGGUCAAGAACCUUCCCACCCUCUUGGGAGGCCAUGGUGUCCGUCGCACCGUCUCCAGCAGCUCGACCCAAGGCCAUCGCAUCUCCUUAUCGCUUCCCAUGUCUCAUCGGCCCUCGUCCAGACAAGCAUCUGUGUCGACUACUGUCGCCGCUGUCCGCACGCCUGCCAUCCCAGCUCGUUCCUUGUCCCGCGCUCCGUCACUCGAGCCGGCGUUUGAGCGAGAGGAGCUGUCAACUGUCAUCGACCAUGAUAACGAGGACGACGGUGACGACGCUGCGGAGGGUGAUGUUGAGAUUGAGGGCAUGACGUCCCGAUCAACUUCCACCAACAAGCGGAGGAGAAGGGGCACCCGCAAAGGCAGAGGUUCUACUGCCGCCGCGAAUCCGCCUGCCCCUCAGGACGAGACGCUGACCACUCUCGCCGUGGCUUCUCAAUCUUUGGCCCGCGAGAUCAGCCUGGCAUCAAAGGCUCCGUCCAGGGCGCCGUCCAAGGCACCUUCCAAGGCACCGUCCAAGGCCCCCUCGCAUUCGUCGACGUCAACGAAGAACUCUUCAGCAAGCAAGAAGAGCUUCGAGCCCGUCUCGAUGUACGCCAUGCCGACCGCCCUCCUCUCCAAUACACGUCCAGCUGCGCGUCCAGCCGCUCCUCCUCCGUCUUCCGCUCGCCCCGUAUCACCACCAUCCGUUCCUCCGCCUGUCACCAAGAAGCCGUCGAAGUGGAAGCUCAGCUUUGGCAAAAACAGCGCAGCUUCGCUCGCCAAUGCUGCUGCUGGCCGUGUCUCGCCGGUAGAGGAAGCCUCACCCCAGCCCUCUGUUGACCUGUCGCACCCACCCAUGUCGAAGACGGCGAGCAACGUAACGAGCCUCCUUAUGGGUUUGAAUGCCCCGCUACCGCCGCCUCCUUCGAACGCCUCCGUCAAGUCCUCCACCUCUGACGACGCUUCGUCUACUUGGAGCAGGGGUCGUCGUGCGAGGGAAUCGCAGUCGCCCGCCGCUUCCGUCAAGACCCACAGCAGGUCGCCAGGGCACGCGCUCUCUGCGGGCCCCGCGCCUCCUCCUCCUGCACUCCCUCCUCUCCCGCAAGACGCCUCGUCGUGGGCCUGCCACCACGAACGCCGCCCCGAGCAGCGUGCGGUGUCGCCCAACAGCACUCGCAGUGGCCGCCCAAUCGGCUCGAGCGCAAGCUCGGUCGUGUCGUCCAACUGGCGCAGCUCGAUGAGCACCACCUCGAGCGCGGGCACCUCCACGUCGGCGUUUACGCGCUACAGCAACUCCAGUGCCAGGAGCGUCUCCACGACAGCGACGAGUGUAUCGUCUGCCAGCUGGCGCACGAGCGUCAAGCCCUCUUCGACGUUGUCGUCUUCCAACCACUCGACUUAUGCCCAGGGCAACCUCCCGAAGAACAUCAAGAUCAUGGAUGGUGUUCCUUGGGAACUGGACCAACUGCCUCGUGGGCAACAUCCUAAUCCCGUCGGCGACAUAUUUGGCUCUCCUCCUGUGCGCAAGCAACGGACGCGCAAGCCACCCAAGGACCUCACGCUCGACACUAUCACAGAGCGCCCCUCUGGCCCUGCCAGCUCCAAGACCCCCGAGCACUUGCGAAGGGACGCGUCGACGAGCACGACGGACCUCAACGGUCCGGCGAGCGCGAAGGAGGAGACCGAUGGUGUCAAGAAGGUGCAGAAGGGCCAGAUCAACGCCCUCGCCAAGAUGCUCUCCGCCCUCCGUCGCUGA
Cyclocybe aegerita is the source of this 4713-nucleotide messenger RNA. Lineage: Eukaryota; Fungi; Basidiomycota; Agaricomycetes; Agaricales; Hemipholiotaceae. The record is from the annotation of a GenBank genome assembly.